GCCUGAUUCAAAAUGGCGGCUCAGAUACACGGAUCGAGGAAAUUCUACGAUAUUCCUAGCGAAGAGUUAUCAAAUUUGCGACAUAGAUCUCAACGAAAGAAGAAAGAAAACAACGGGAAGCUUUUAAGAUACAUUGAAGAAAAUUGUAUUGGAAAAGAUUUGACGUUUUCUGGACCAUACGGGCGAAGAAAUGGUGUGUAUGUCGUUCGUACUAAUUUGUAAAUUUCUAAUGUAACUUGGAUUCGAGAUUGCUCUGUUAGUUCCUUAGACAAGAUUUAUUUUUUUUAUCAUCUACAGUGACUUAUUGUGACUACACAGCAUCGGGAAGGUAUGAUAUCGUGCACUAAUCAGUAUGCUCGCGAGAACACGCAUCUGAAAACCCUCAGAUAAUGAUCAUUUCCCAUUUAGAAGACAAGGUACACGUACAGUAUAUGUCAUGUUGCAUCAUAAACCCAGAGCUCUCAAUUUGUCUCGCUGCCAAGGAGUGAGAUUUUCGACCGCAUAGGCGGUGAUUUUGACGGCGUCGGCAUCACCUAUCUGGUGGUGAUGGUGGGGGUUAUGGAGGCAUACACUUCAGGAGGCAUACUCCAUCAGUCGCUUUGUACCCAGGUUUAAGUUGGUUCGUACCCAAACUACUGGUUGAUUUGUACCCACCCUAGUAUCCUGAUUUCUACAAUAGUCCUCAUGCACGUGUGCAUGAACAGAUGUUGAUUCUUACUUACGAUAAGUUAGUAGAGUCAUGAGAGUAAAACACAAGCAGAAUUCUGUUAUUUACACUUGUGACCUUAUUAAAAAAAGCAAUAAAUGAUUGCCUAGUUCAAGGUUCAUUAGUGGUGUAAUAUUUUAAAAAGUAAAAUUUCCGCACAGCCCCAUACUACAUUAUGCAUUCAGUUCUUGGAUAGAGAAAACAAUGACCAAAACAGUACAUUGCCAUUGGGAAAACAGAUUUGUUUUACAAUAGUAUGGGGCUGUGCGGAAAUUUUACCUUAAAAAUACUAACAACAGUCUUAAACAACAGUCUUAAGAUAUUCUUUAUACUGUAACUUUCUUAACAAUAACAGCUAGUGGAAGUGGAAAUUUUUUCUCCUUUUGUUAUUAAUGAUAAUAAAUUUGUUUAUUCUGAUUUAUUCAUUAUAAGAAUAUUAUUCUUACUUUAGACAUAGUUAACAUGGAAAACAUUUUUUGUUGGUUUGGAUACAAAACAACUCAACUGACUGGGUAUGAAUCAACCAAGCUGAACACAAAAUGACAGGGUAGGAAGAACCAUGGUUAAGGAACAAAUGAGAACCAUUCUGUCCUGUUUUAGGUCCCUGACAUUCAUUGAGGAUUAUAUCAGAGAGCAGGUCUUGCCCCAUUAUGGUAACACACACACAACGACCACUGUGACCUCGUUACAAACCACUUUGUAUCGUCAUGAAGCAAGGUAAAUGGCAAUUUUGAAUUGAGGAGUGAUUUUCAGUUGAGUCUCUUGAAAGUGAUUGAGGAUUGCAUUGGUUUUGUUUCACUUCCCUGUUUGAUAAUUUGUCAAGAAUAUUUGUGCUGUUCUCUGAACCUUCUGACCUCUGAUAAGAGUGACAAGUGUUUAAAUUCUUCUUAUGAUAUUGGGAUCAAUAUCAGUAUUGAGGCAACUGCCCACCUACCCUUCCCCUAACCCUUCAACAGUCAAUUGAUAACAAGUUAGGGUUAAUGUUGGGUUAGGGGAGGGGCAGGUGGGCAGUUGCCUGGAUACUGAUAUUGAUCCCAAUAUUGUCCCAGAAUCAAAUGUUUAAGUCUUGGAAAAUAAAGGAGAAGAUAACUAACAAAAGAAGCUCUUGAUUUGUAAAUGGAAUAAGAGACAUGGUAAGUUUUUAGCUUGGUAAAGAAAUAGAGAAAGAUGUUUUCUGUCUUGUUGUGAGCAUGGGACAAAGAAACUCUUGAUUGUUAUACAAAGUCUCCUUGUCAGUGCCUUAGCCCUGUAACCCCCAGAAGUGAUAAACAUGUAACUUCUCCCUAUAGUAUCUACAUAUUAUUCAGCAAACAGGUAAUGAGAAUACUCAAACUCAUUAGAUACAAGAUAUUACCUUGAUUGAACACCAACUUCUCUUAACUAAUUUGCAAGGCAAUGUGUAGCAGCUAUAGGGGAGAAUUAACAAUCAGAUCUUGGGAGUUAAAGGGUUAAGAAAUGUCUAGAAAACAGUAUGGAGAAUGUGCAUACUGAUAUAAGGGUGUAAAGGGUUAAGACUAAAACCGAUUGCGACUUAGUUAUCUUUUUGUUUUGUUGGUUUUGUUUGUCUUUUCCCUCAAAUACUUUCAUUUUUCUGUUGUAUUUUGAUUAAAUUUCUUAAAUUUGAAUAAUUUGAAAUCUAGAUUAUUUAAUUGUCACAUUGUUAUUAUUUCAUUGUUAGGGAUAUUAUCAGGAAUGCCGUGAAUGCCAGUGAGAAUGAUUCUGUUGUGUUUGUUGGGAGUGGUGCAACAGCAGCUGUUCACAAGUUGAUCCAUGCUUUAGACUUCAAACAACCCCCAGUGAGUUGUUACUAAAUGUGUUUAAUUUCAUCAAAGAUUGGAUGCUCUUAUCUAACUUGGUGAAUUUUUCUUGGACAUAAGACAUAAGAGAAUUUAUGACAUUUGAAGUAAAUCCCGUCUUGUCAAUAAGUUUUCGUUUCAACAUUUUAACCUCUUAACUCCCAAGAUCUGAUUGUUUAUUCUCUCAUCUAGCUGCUACCAUCAUUUUCCAUGUUAAUCAAAACUAUUACAAAAUUCUCAAACUUGAUUGGUUAUCACCAGCCUGGUUUGAGCACUAAUAGUACAGUGUAUGUGUCAUGCUUAUAAUUGGACAGUGUAAUAGGACAGUUAAAGAGACAGCUAACUGACAUCAUACCCAUGUAAGUGGACAGAAAGCAUCAUGAGCAUGCACUGUUGUCUUGCAUUUCAACCAAUUAACUGUUGAUUUUUUUUGAAAACGCACAACCCAUGUCUAGUUUCUUUUUCAAAUUUUGUCAUAGUUUUGAUAAAUUGGAAACAGUACUUUGUGUUGUCCAAUUCUGUCUGUAAUUAUACUCAUGAUUAACAAAUCAGACUCCCACUUUGCAGUUGUCUGAUUUUGUGAAUCACUCAUAUGAUUACAGACCAAAUUGGACUCCACUCGAUCCUAUUACCAUGAUUAUAAAUUACUAAAGAGAAUUUGGUGUUAAAUCAAGAUAGCAACUUGUACCAGCUAAGUUUCAGAAUAUGGUCAUUACCUGUUUACUGGAUAGAGAUUUCUUAAGGAAUGACUUCUUGAAGCCUAAGGGUUAACUGGAAAAAAAUGCUGUUAAUGUGAAAUAAGAGGCUGAAGGGAGAAACAUUCUUCUCAAAUAUUUUUCUUUUUUCAGAUAGUCUUUGUUGGACCAUUUGAGCAUCAUUCGAACCUCCUUCCAUGGAAAGAAUUAGGAGCUGAGGUGAGAAGGAGCAUAACAGAAAUUCAAACUUUCACUUGCAACUAGGGAGAUGUACAAUAGACUGAUAGUACAAUAACCAGGCCUUUAACUCCUAAGAUCUGAUUAUUAAUUCUCCCCUCUUGCUGUCACACAUUUUCUUGUAAAUCAGUUUUGAGAAUUUUGCUGGUAGAUUUCAACAACUUCUUCCUGAUAAAUUUAAGUAUCCUCAUUACCUGUUUGCUUGAUAAUGUUUGUAUGUUAUAGGAAAAAGUUACAUGUUAAUCACUUGUGGGAAAGAAAAGGUAUAAUAACCCAAUCAUGAGUACUCUGGACUCUGGUUCCAGUGGUUUGGGUUGAACCUUAAAGUUUAGAGAAGCUACAGUCUGUGAAGAGUCCCUUUCCAGUUAGGUUUUAAAAAGCCCUUUAAAACCUGUGGCAGUGUUGAUAGCUGCAAAUUGUGUAUAUACUUAAAGGAAUAAUUAUUUUCCUAACAAUAACUGUUUAUUAAGUUUGUUGAUACCUCUAUUUUUGGUCAAGAAAUUUGUAAAUUCCUAAGGACAUGAUUUCAUAAAAUCUGUUCAAUAUUUGAUUGCAAGGUUGUGUGGAUACAUCAGAACUCAGAAGGCUUAGUUGAUCUGUCAGACUUGGAAUUCAAACUUAGGGUAUGUGGUAACAUAAGCUUAAAGAAAAUUCAAUUUAGCUAUUUUUAUUAGAAAGAAUGUCUCUGGAAACUCAGUUUUUAUGACUGAUGGAUGAUUGUCUUUUGACGUUUUUUUUUUAUAGUUUUACCUUUUUCUGAAACUAGAAUUAAGUAGCUCCAAGGGAAAAGCUGAAUAAUGUUUUCUCUGCAUAGUUGUUUGGUUGGAUAUAUAUCUUUUAAAUUUGUUUCAAGACAAUAUAAAUUAGAACUACCUAAAUUCAUUUUAAGUUGUAGAUUGUAUUCAAAAUUUUAUUUUUGUAAACAUGUGUUUUUAUGUCAUUGCCAAAUCAAUCUUUUUUGUCUUUCUGUUUAGGUUCACUCUUCUAAAAGCAGGCAGUUGAUUGGUUGUUUCUCAGCAGCCUCUAAUGUGACAGGAAUUCUAACAGACACUAAUGCUGUAACUGCCUCUCUGCACAGACAUGGUGCACUGGCCUUUUGGGAUUAUGCUACAGCAGGUAAUUAAUAAUGAAAGAUGUUGUGUGCAAUUAAUCAGUGACUGCUCACAAAUGCCUUAUGAAUCUUACAGCCAAGAAUAUCAUGGCUGAGCUGACUAGUCUUUUGGCAUCUGACAUACAACAUUUACAUUCCAUAUGCAUGCUGGUGAUAAAUUCCAUUCAGUUGGUCAAAAUGCCCAUCAUUACUACAGACACUGAUGCAUGAUCAGUGAUUGACAACCACAUUUCGAGACAGAUGUUUCUUUGUCUUGUUGCAAACAUGGGACAAAGAAAAAAUUAUUGCAUUCCCAUGAGGAAUCCAAUUGCAGACCUUGGGAUUCUGCCCUCCAAUGCUCACUACUGAGUCAUAGAAACCUCUUUGGUGGUUUAUAGCAGCUGCAGACCAUUUCAGGUGGAAUGAAUUCAGGUGGCAUGAAUCCAGUAUAUUGACAGGAUCAAUACUGUUCAAAGGCUAGAAUUUACCAUCACUUUUUUUACAAGCUUAUUUUGUAUUUUGUGUUUUGCUUGACAGGUCCCUAUGCUGAAAUCAACAUGAAUCCUUUGGUAACCAGGUAAUGCAAGAGUGAAUUUGUUUCUAUGUACUGUUUUAUGUCCCUUUUGAGUCACCAGUCUUUUAGCCAAUGAUCAAUCACGUAAGCAGAUUAGCCUUAAGUGAUAAAUGCAGGUAGGAGAUUUGUGGUAGCAAGUAAAAAAUGAAUUUUUUUCUUUCAAUCUUAUGGUGACAUUCAUUGGUUUAUACUAAACUUUACAAUUUGAGAAUUGCGAUGGUAACUGUAUGAACUAUUUAUUUUCUGAAGCUAUCAGCUAUGCUAGUAAAAAGUCAAUAAUCAUCAUUUAUUUGUACCAACUCAGCAGUUGGCUAGGAUAAUCAAUUUUUAACUGAAAAAGGUUAUGUUCUACUUUCUGCCCUCAAGCAUUUUUAAACCAUGCUUAAUAUAAUUUCCUGUCCAACAACUUUUAUUUCAUGCAGUGAUGACCAAGGGCUUGUCUACAAGGAUGCAAUUUUCAUUUCAGUGCACAAAUUUGUGGGUGGUGUAGAGAGUCCAGGUGAGGAUUGAUUCUGCUUAACCCUUAAACUCCCAGAAAAGGUUAACAAAUAACUUCUCCUUAAAACAUCCAUUCACUAUCUAGCAAACAGGUAAUGAGAAUAUUCAAUUGCAUCAGGUAGAAGUUGUUUUCUUGAUCUAACACCAAAUUCUCAUAACUAAUUCACAAAGAAAUGUGCAGCAGCUAGAGGGGAUAAUUAUCAAUCAGAUCUUGGGAGUUAAAGGGUUAAAUUUGUAAACUGAAACAUCAUUACAAGAACUAUGACAGAUUUUUACACCACUAUGUCACCAGUCUACAAGUUAUGUGCAGUUUCUCCAAAGGCAGACCACACAUGUGUUUGUGGUCAAUAAUUGUUGUCAGAGACGAACAGAAUCUAGGAAGGUUGUGAAUAAAGCUCUGAAAAUUGCAUAUCCUUCUUACAACUUGGUCUGAAUAUCUCAAUAAAGCUACAUGAAAUGUUAAUUCAAGCAUUUGUGGAAUUUUUUUCACCUUCAUGGGCUGUUUGAAGAAUCUACUACUUACAAAACUACUUUUGACUGGAAAAAGGUAAUUUUGUAACAAAAAAAAUUCCAUAGAUUUUUUUCGUCUCAUGUCAACAGUUAUUAAUCACAAACCCAUAGUGUGAUCUGUCUGUAGUUUCUCACCUGAUUUCUUGUGCUUAUUAUUCACAGGUAUCCUUGUGGCAAAAAAGAAUUUGUUUGUGAACCCUGUCCCAUCAGGUUGUGGAGGUGGCUCUGUGUUUUUUGUAAGUGCAAAAAGUUUCUAGUUAAAAUCAGUGUCUGGGCAACUGUGUCCCUACCCCUCCCCUAACCCAACAUUAACUCUAACUUGUUAUUAGUUGACUUUUGUUGGAUUAGGGGAGGGGUAGGUGGGUUAGUUGCUCAAAUACUGGCACUGAUCCUAAAUUUUAUCCGGUUUGAGCAAAAAAUUGAUCCUUAAUAAAGCUGACGUGUAGUUAAAAAGUGGAAAAGAACCACACUUUGCACAUUUUAAAAAUGCUAUAGCUAAUUUUUUCCCCCCUAAAAAUGAUUCUAAUAAAAAUAAUUGAAACGAAUCACGCUUUAUCUUGAGGAUAGAAACCUCACUAAAAAAUUUUCAUCGCGACAACAUAUGGCCUCUGGUAGGUCAGUCUACCGUGUCUAUCAGGGAUUCGAACUCUGUCAAAGCUUGAAUUCUUUCCAAGCUUAUGUACUGUACUUAUGUACUAUGUACUGUACUGUAGCUUAUGUACUUAUGAACUAUGUCAAAGCUUGAAUUCUCUCCAAGCGUGAAAUACGAUUACACAAUGCGUAAUCGUAUUUCACGUGGGAGGAUCAUUUGUUUACAAGGUCAAAAUAUUAUGUAAUUAAUUUGUGUAUGAAGUUUUUUCCCCACUAAACUAGUAUGUUGUUAUCUCUUCGAAGUUUGUGGUGGUUGUUGUUUUUUUAAAUUUGCAUCAGAAUUAUGAACUAUUCAACGUAUAGCGACCAAGCGUUUUUACCGCUUGUAUUGUAUAUUUAGGUUACAGAGAACAGCCACAGAUACCUGAAAGAGAUUGAGACGAGAGAAGAAGCUGGCACUCCAGCCAUUGUAGGUUCCGUGCGAGCCGGUCUUGCCUUUCAACUGAAACAGGUACAAAAGUGCCAAUUAGAUGCUAACGAAGGACUCCUUUAAGUCGACAAUCCCUUCUACAAAUGCUAUAAUCUAAUGCCGCUCACCAUAAGUCGCAUGUGGUCGGCCAGGCCUAUUCAUUCAAAGCGAGAUACAUUGACUCUCAAAGGUAGAUGACUAUCUCGAUUCGAAACUCAGUCCUAGAUUCUUGAAAGUGUUGAGAAUCGAGAGUGGAGUUUCGAGUUUCGAUUUUCAAGUUCCGCUUAUCUAGUAUCUAGUUUCGAAACACUCUAGUAAUUAUUCGAGAGCACGAUUUAAUCCUCGAAAGUGAAAUAAUUAAUCCUCGAAAGUGAAAUAAUGGCGAUGGGCAAUCAUGAACAUUUGCCAACUGUCAGGUCCGUGUGUAAAAGAAACCAUGAGUGGGAUCACUGUAUUUCACCAUACGGAUCAACCCUAAGCCGUAAAUUAAGUUUUUUAUUAUUUCCCCUCUCACAUCUCUUUUUUUAACUCACCUUUCCAUGCACACGCACACGCAUCACGUACCACGCACCACGCACCACGCACCACGCACCACGCAUCACGCAUUGUAAGUGCACUAAACUAUGACAGUCUGAUUAUUUGUACUCGAAUAAAAUAUAGAUUUAGGAAAGCCUAAAAGCGGAGCUCGCAUUUUUUUUCCGGCACGUCUCUUCAACAAAACUAAAGCCCCUACUAUGGAUAAAGUGCGUGGUAAUAUUAAUGGAUUUUCAUUCGCAACUUCUCCGUGUCCGUGUAGAGGACUGAUUAUAAGAUAGUGCCUGUGGUACAGUUGGCCGCGCAUGCUAAAAAUAGCACCUUGUACGGUCGGUCGUACGGUCGUACAUCCAAAUUUUUUCGGCUUGAUGGGUUACUACUAUUUUGUAUAAUUAUGGGGCUACGCUCUGCGAGCUCCGCUAUCAGUUCCAUCUUUCUUGUCUAAUGAAAAUCUGUUCUGAAAUUUACUCUUGCAUUUGGUUUUCAAGAUCUAUUUACAAACUAGUCAGUUGUUUCUACAUUCUUUAAACACUAACUGAUUCACGUUUGACUGUCUCAUGUCUCCGUUAGGACAUCGGUUCAGAGAGCAUUAUGGGCAUCGAGGAAGAUUUAUGCAGGUUCGUCAUUCAGUAUUGAAAUAGCUACAGAAGAAUUAUUUUAUUAAGAUAAAUGUCAAAAUUUGUGCUCAUCACUAGGAAAUGCAAAAAGCUCUGAAUCCCAACUUUUCUCUCUCUCAAAGAAAAGUACAUGUAAAAUAUUUUAGAAAUUUAAAAAGAAUGAAGCUUAUUUAUGCUUUUACCCGAAUAGGAGAGCACUGGCCAUCUGGAGUAACAACAGAAAUAUUGUUCUUCUGGGAAACACAUCAGUCCCUCGACUUCCCAUUUUCUCAUUCCUCAUCAAGGAUCCAUAUUCUGGAGUGUUCUUACAUCACAACUACGUGUGUGCCCUACUCAAUGACGUGUUUGGAAUACAGGCCCGUGGAGGCUGUGCUUGUGCGGGCCCUUAUGCACAGGUGCCCGCUGUUUUUUAACUUGAAAUAAUUUAUGAUGGUUAGAGAUUGCUUGAAAUUUAUAACCAACAGUGAGCUUCGCUUUUCUACAUAUUUUCUCUGGAAGAUGCCAUAUUUUGCCUUUGCUAAAGCUAACGACAGUAACUCAAAAGUGAGCGUUUUUCUAAACGAUUCUUGUCUCGAAAGUAGGUAAGUUUAGUCUGUGCUUAAAAGGCCCAUCCAGCCUGAACUUAUACCGGUUUCCUUAGCAUGAAAUACCGGACAUCGGACAGGACCGGGUAGGAAUCUCCAGCAUUAUUACUUCUCUAUUACUUCUCCCUUGGGAUGCUUGUCCAUGGUAAAGUUACCCUCCAGCCAAUUCAUCUGGUUUUUCGUGAUUCUUAUCUAAUAGACUCACGACUUGAACUUCGAGAAAUGGGGUUAGCCCAUAAAAAAAUUAGUUUAAUGCUCAUGUGUUGAUCUUUUUUAAAGAAUCUUUUAGGUAUAGAUGAGAAACUGGCAAAAGAGAUUGAAGACCUUCUUUUGGAAGACAGGUGUGGUGUUGUAUUGAUAUGAUCCUUAACUCAGUGGGUUCGAAUUACUUAUUAUUAAAAGCUCUAUAUUUUCGAAAAUAUUACCUGCUCAAAAUGGUUAACUAUAAUAAUGAUAAUAAUAGUAGAAAUAUUUAUCCAGGAUAACCCUUCAAUACAAGAGUACUGUUACCAACGGGGUCCCGCUGAUUAAGAAUUAAAAACUAAGAAAUAAGAAAUUAUUGAAAUGUAUAUAAGAUAGUACCUACUAAAACAAAAAUACACGAAGUUAAAAACUGUUAAACCUACAAUAGGUAUUACGUGUAAUAAUCUUCCAGGGUUUUUCUAAAGAAAACUCUAGAAUUAAUGUUCCUUAAACUUAAAGGCAUUGAAAUAAAAAUCGAGGCACCCAAAAAAUAAAAAUUACGGCGGGCAGAAUCCAGUUUUUUUCUGUCUUUUUCCUUCGUCAACAGUCGGUUGGACAGAGUUCACCUUCGAAGAUACCACGAAUACUCCGAACGAGAAAUUUUAAGGUUAGUUUUUAUUCCCUGUUUGUUUUUCUUUUGUAAUAGAGACUACGAGCUUUAAACGUCACUAUUUAUCAUUAUUACGCGUCAUGCUUGAAAUGGCCCAUGUGAUAGGGCAGUUUACCAGUCAUGCCCGUGGAACUGAACUAUGUCAUGGAGUUGUCAGGCGUUCACGUGAAAUUAAAGGUUACUCAAACGUCGCUUUGAAAUUUUUGAACCAAAUGAAAUUAUCCAUCAUGUUCUCUUGGAUCAACAAAGGAGCAACGAGACAAUGGAAACUUCAAUACAACUUGGCAUACAACCUCACCACCUUAUGAGUUUUUUUCUCACUUUUUUUAGGCCAGGUUUUGUUCGUCUCAAUUUGCCGUAUUUUAUGUCGCACGAUGCUGUUGAAUUUGUUCUCAAAGCGGUGGAGAUGGUGGCCGAACACGGCUGGACGCUUCUUCCGCAGGUAACGGGCCUCAUCAGUUAUAACAGUUUUUAUUAGUGCGUGUCGGAAAGCCAAAACCAAAUUGAUUACAACGGCCGAACAAAACAAAGGUUUUAACCAUUGACAGCCAAUGAGUGCUCGGAGUAAAAACGGGCAAACCACUUGAAGCGCGGGAAAAUGCAAGUGACAAGUGCGCGAAUGGUUUAAGUUUUGCAUCUGAUUGGUCGAGAGGGUGGCGUGAGUUUAAAAACCAUUCGUGACUUGGUAACCCCCGUUUACCCGCACUUUAGACAAUUCACCUGUUUUUGUGUCUCUUUCACAGUUCCCUUAAUUACAUUUCGUGCUCGCCCAAUCAGAAAUAACAUUCUUGUUAUACGUAGCGAUGUGUUGUAUUAAAGUAAAGCGCUUGUCUGUCUCUAUCCUAUGUUUAGUAUAUGUUCAACCCUGAGACGGGAGAAUGGAAACACAGGAAACAUCAGGUGACUCCGUUAUUUAGAUAUUUGUUUGUUUUUUUUGUUUGCUUGCUCACUUGUAGCUUUUUGCUUUGACGUAGGAUGAAAGGUGAGAAAUCCCACCUUGUUAGUUUGUUUCCUUUUUUUUUGUAGGUAUCGCUCAAAGGAAGGACUGAUAAUUUGGCUUCAUAUUUUUUUUUUUUAAUUUUAUUUUAUUGUUACAAAGGGUUUUAAAAGAAUUUCUGACGCGGUUGAUCAAACCCAUUGGUCCACGUACGGUUGAUAUGCACAUGUCACAUCGCGCGUAACACGUGCAUACGUUUCAUGUGCAUGCGUGUUAGUGUGGUUUUAUUGGUUAAGUUACAAAUCAGCAAGAGCUUAGCCAAUGGAUAACAGUGUUCAUGAGACCUCCCCUUCCCUGCGUCAAAAAAGUGCUUUCCGACCCUCCCCCUGUAUAAUACUAGUACAAUGCACGUGCAAAACCUGCUUGUGCCUGAUGGUUCGUUGUGAUUUCCACUGUGAAUUAUAGUGGUUGUACUGUAGUUCACCUGUUAACAGUGCUCUUCAAAAAUAUUACAGGUGUUCCGCGACCGGAAGUGGCUUGGGUCAAUCUCUUAUUUAGAAGGUCACAUGACUUACCCAUCAUCCUCUGAUCGGGAAAGAGCCUCCAUGUUCUUAUUCGGUAAUACUAAAGAGCUUUUUGUUGGCAAUGUUCAAUGGCAAUGUGUGUUCGGUUCUCCUUGUCGCCAAUUUGCUUAGUAGGUCACUUGGAUGAUGCGCACAUAUUCUGGUUUGCAGUUGAUUUUGCACAUUUCGGCCUGUUUGACUUACAUUAUUGACAAAACUGAGUUAACAGAAACCAUUUCGACUGUAAACUGUCUAUGGCGCUAGGAAGCCUUGUAACUAAGUUGCGGUGGAUUUUAUUAACAUUGUAUCUGAUUGGCUUAGGGAAUAACGCCAGUUUUCUUAGGGCGGACUAAAGCAAAAUCAAUGCCAUCAUGUAUCGUUGUAUACCCUUAAUUGAAAUUGACCAAGGACUUCAGGAGCGAUCAUUACAGCAGCUAGGCAAAUUCCAGAAUCGAUAUCGUAACCGGGAAAGAUGAUUGUUCGAGUGGUUUGUUCUAAUACGUGAACGUGUACUUUCUCUACUCCUGUGUAGGAAUGUCUCUCGCAAGCUGAAGAAAUAUUCCGUAAAGCAACCACGGACAGGGUACUGUCAAUAAAUUGUUUCCUUUUUAGUUUACUCUUCAUUGUGACAUCAUUGUGAACGAAGAUUAACACAACCUUUUGUUAUAGAAACAUUUUAAUUUCAGUUUCAAUGCAGUGGGCAAACCAGUCCAGUAGGUGAAGCUGUAAUCGCGAUUUUCAUACCUUAACCCUUUCACUCCUGAGAUCUCAUUAGUAAUUCUACACACUGUCUUCCAUACAAUUCUUAUGAUGUUAGUUCGGAGAACCUGGUUAUGGAUCAACUCAUUAACUCCCAAAUUUUUCAUGUUUCUUUAAUCCCAUCACUCGUCUGUUUAAUAUUGUAGGGAUGAAAUCUGUCUUGGCCACUCAUGGGUGUUCAAGGGUUAAAGAAAAUUGACCUUUUAACUCACAAGGUCUCAAUAGUAAUUCUCCGUACUGUCUCUCAUAUCAUCCCUAUGAUUUCAGCUUUGAGAAUGUGGUGUCGAAUCAAACUGUAUCUUUUGUUCUAAUUUUUCUUUUCCUCAUCUCCUUUCUGCUUGACAGUGCAUUUACACAGUAAGUAGAAAAUAUUCAUUGAUCAUUUUCUUUUCAGCUUAUUAAUAGUGUUGGCGAUCAGACAUUACUGUUCGGUGAAGAAGGUGAAAGACACCGCUGGUUUCUACUCCCCAGUGAAGCGGCGCAGCUGUUGAGUGGGAAAGCUCUCGCCCAUUUUCCAAUGACGCCACCAUUUUCUCCGCCACAGUGGAAUAAUAGUGCUCAUGUCCUUGAAGGAGCUGAUUCCCGUGGUGCCAAGUGCUUAGAGCCUUGUAAUGGGACUUGUGUGAGCCCCAUGGAAAACUGUACCUUGGAGUCACCUGAAAGUCACGUAUUUCGCGAAGAAAAUAGCAAUGAUAUUAAAGGUGCUGAAGACUGUAGAACUGUUAUGGGUCAAGUUAACGGUGCCAAAAUGGACGAUUUAUCAUCAAAUAUGAGUGAUAACUACGAUAACAUGGCUGAUAAGGAUAUUUCCACCUUGCUAUGUAUGGAUGAAAUUUUAGAUUCAGCAGCAAGUUUACGCGUUAAUUCUGGCCAAGGUGACAAAUGUUAUUCGACGAAAUUUGAGGCUGACAGUGUAGAUACAAAACAUGGAGGUAACACAGUAUUGGAAGAGAGAACUUAUGGAGUAAAAUCCUUUGAGAAUGAUUCCAUUCCCAUUUCCAAAAAGGAAGAAUCACCCGAAAGUAGUAUAACAAAUAACUCUAAUAGACUCCACAAGAAACCGGCCGAGUCUCUUGUUGACAGCGAGGAAACGAAAACAAUAUUUGCCGACGCCGGUCUUAAAUCAGUAGCAAAGUCUUCGUCUGAAAGUAAGUUGAUUUCCGGAAAUGAGGACGCCUCGGCGAGUUUUAAAACAGUUUGCCAAAGAAAACCGAGAAAGAACAAACAAAAAGAAGUUGUGACUGGAAAACCGCAGUUCCAUCAUCCGCCAAAGAGCAUUUUUAAGCCGACUUUAGAGGUGAGAAAUUGUUCAAAUGUAGCAAGCCGAAGGUUGGAAAAUUAUCCUUUGGAAGGCUUUUGAAUUUCUGUUGUUUACACUUUCUCCACUUUAGCACUUAGCAAUCGAAUGUUACUGAGGAGGAGCGGGGCACAUCCAGUAUAACUUAUGUUGUACCCCUGACUACUAUGAGUACUUAAACAACGAUAAAAUAUAUCAGUAGUUUUUCUCUGACCUUCUGUUCUGAGCAACAUAUUUUCAAAACUCGAAGUGAAUUAUCUGUUGAAUUCUUUAGAUGCUAGUGUACUUCUUUGCUCCGUUAACCCUUUACACCCUAACAUCAGUAUGCAAAUUCUCCCUUCUGUUCUCUAUACAUUUCCUGAGGUGCUGAUAAGGAGAAUUUGCUUAACAAUCACGAACUUCUUUGGUUGGUGAUCAUUUCCUUCAUUCUCAUGACCAAAAUGUGUGAUUCAGGGGUGAUUUUAUAAGGAGAGAUUAGAUGCUAGUCACUCCUAGGGGUCCAAGAGUUCAUGAAGUUUUGCUUUUUCAGGCUCUAGAAGAGUACGACAUGAUUCGUGAUGGAGACCGGGUGAUGGUGUGUCUGUCAGGAGGCAAAGACUCGCUCUCUUUACUGCACACGUUACGCCAAUAUCAGUUCUACAGCAGAUCUAAGGUUUGCCCUCACGAAGUUCUAUCAUGUUUGAAUAUCUUUACCGUAUUUCCUCGAAUAAGCGCCCGGUCGCUUUUUAAAUUUUGGCUGAAAAGAGGGGCGCUAAUUGGCGAGCGUAAAUCGGUGGGACUGUCUUUGGGAAGGAGUAAUAAAUACUUUCUAUAGUUCCCCAUGUAUUUCACUCGCUCGUGACGCUCUUUCGCUCGUGACGUUCUUUCACUCGUCCCCACAGACUGAGGGCUUAAAUCAGGCUAUAACAGCUUGGGUUUCUCAAAUGUGACUUUCAUUAUCUCUACUGAGAUAAUUUGGAACUUCUAAAAAUGAAGCCGAGAUUCGUUGUUUAUUAGCGUGUGAUUUUAUGUCAUUUUUAGGGCAUUAAUUUCGAGCUUGGAGCCGCAACCGUAGAUCCUCAGUCACCUGGCUAUGAUCCAAAACCUUUGGUUCAGUAUUUAGCAGCUCUUGGUGUUCCUUACUUCUUUGAAGAGCAAGGUAAGUGACGGGGCUAUGUGCAUCAUUUCACUAGCAAAAUUUAUGUGUUGCGAAACAACAAAAUAAUGAUUAUGAAAGCGAUCUUAUAUUCACUAUUGCUUAAGUAGUGCUGUGCUUAAAUGGUGUUCGUUACUGCGAAGAUCGCUUUCAUAAUCAUUUCUUGAACCGCAGCUCGCAUACAUGAUUUUUAUAUAUUCAAAGACAUUGAUUCAUCACUUCUCGGGUUUAUUACGAACCAACACAAUGACCAGCUCCCAAUUGGCUUGUUAGCUCAGUAGGUAGAGCACUGCACCGGUAUCGCAUGCAGAGGUCCUGGAUUUAAAUCCCGUAUUUUCAGCACUGCUUAAGUAGUUUUCAUUACUGCUAAGAUCGCUUUCAUAAUCAUUUUAAAUCUGCAGUUCACAGUCAUCGAAACUAUAAAAUACAUGCAUUAGAUAAGAGUGAGUGUCUAGAAAUUUUUUUUUUCAUCAGGUAUCAUUCAACAGGCCGCCCAGCUUACCGUUUGUGAAUCCAUCUGUAGUUUCUGUUCACGAAUGAAGCGCGGCAGGUUGUACGCAUGUGCAAGACGAGGAGGUUACAACGUGUUAGCCAUGGGUCAACAUCUGGAUGACUUGGCCGAGAGGUUUGUAGCUAGUUGGGGGGGGGGGUGACAUAACGAUGGAACGAUGGGGGGGGGGGCGGGGUGAAGAAGAAUCGUGGUUUGUGACUAUUGAAACUUCUGGGUCAGAGUUUUGGAUUCGUCCGUUGUUUGCAAUCUGGUUCAAUCUUCGCCAUCCUAUAUCAUCCUUGUGUCUCUUUGUUUUUCUAUUUCUCAUUCUUUGACUGUUCAUCCUACAAAAAUUGUAUUUUGUCGUCUGGUUUAUAGAUGAGGAUUUGAUUGAACGGCGCUAUAAAAAGUUAUCCUAGUGAGGAUGACUUAGCUCCGUAAGAGAAGAAGUAAAGUCAAUUUCGCUCCCAGGCUCUUUAACCAGCCUGGGAAGAGGAGAGAUCCUGAGAGCGAGUUUGAGUGGGCGUUUAAAAAUUUGUUUCAGGCCUUAGGAAAUAACGGUGUAAAUUAUACAACAAAGCGCUGUCGUGUAGAUGGAGGCAAAAGCUGUUAAAGACCCAGAUUCUUUUGUGGAUGUCGCUAGUUAAUUCUGGUAUAGUAGCCUUUACUUAAACGUUUUUGUUUUAAUUGCAGCUUUUUGAUGUCAGCAUUUCACAACGGUCUCUUGCGGACAAUGAAGGCAAACUACACAGUCCUGUAAGUUUUUUUUUAUUAUAUUGGAUACAAUAAAGAGUGUCUAUUUUGGGUUGGAGCUAAAAUCGUCUUCGUUCGUAGCGAAUUCUCUCUUCAGGUAUAGGUAAGCAUUUGUUUCCAUCUCAAUGGUCACUCAAGUGCGUACUUUUGUUACAUUUUUAACUCGUAUUACGUAAGAAAAACCCCAACUAUGCAUCGCUUUCAUUUGAACAAUUUCUUUCUUUUCAGGGAAGGCGAUUUAAGAGUUAUUAGACCUCUUGUAUAUGUUCGUGAGAAGGAGCUUCGAAAUUUUGCUGAAAAGGUGAGCGAACAUGUUCUAAAAUUCGCUUUAUCUGACCGAAACGGUGUGCUGUAACAAUUUGCCUCUUUUUGCCCGAUGAUUGGUCAAGAAAACUCACGCCAAUCUUUCAACCACUGAGAUAGAAAACCGACAAAACUCGCGCUUUUGGUUGUUCGCGUUUUCCCGCGCUUCAGGAAGCUUUGAGUUGUUAUUGGCCCUUCGAUAUGAUUGGAUGUUGUGAUUACUUCGAUUUUGACUUUGCGGCACUCAAUCGAAACAUUCACAAGGUUUUUAUAUAUUUAUAUAUUAUUUAAGUUUCUAAUUGAGAGGACAACUUUUCUUUACUUCAUGUUUUUCCAUUACAGGUAAAAUUACCAGUGAUUGCGGAGAACUGUCCUGCUUGUUUCGAAUCACCAAAGGUAUGGACAUGUUCCUUUUCUUUCCAUUCUUUUGUUUGAGUUUGUGAUUCAACCUCUCGGUUUGUUGUUUUACACAGGAGCGCCAUAGAACAAAGCAGUUACUGGCUGCUCAGGAAAUAUUAUUCCCAGGUCUCUAUCACAGCCUGCUCACGGCCAUGAAGCCAUUAAUGGCUCGCGAUCGAGUGGGCCUGGAGUCUAGCAAAAUGAAAGAGGGAAACUAUGAGGACUUUCUAUGACACGAGAAAAUGGGACCUGUGCAGCGAGAGAUUCUUUACCGUAGAAGUUGUUCAUCUGACCAGUCACCGAGCGUUCUAAAAUAAAAAUAACGCCUCCAGGGAUUAACUUCGAUACUGAAUUGAGUAUUUACCCAAUUUUUUUUUCAAAAGUCCAAAUCACAAUUAAGACUCCUAAGACAGGUGGAAUGUUUCAGUUAUUUUAUUUAAAUGUCGC
Pocillopora meandrina is the source of this 16837-nucleotide messenger RNA. The record is from the annotation of a GenBank genome assembly. Lineage: Eukaryota; Metazoa; Cnidaria; Anthozoa; Scleractinia; Pocilloporidae.